AUGGAGGAGGGAUCCGUCAGCUACGGCACGCCUACGAAUGGCCCUUCACCAGGCAGUAAUCCAAUUCUGGCUCAGCCCCCUCUCGAGCCAGAUACAUCUACCCCUGGCAAUCAAGGUGAAGAUAUCAAUAUGACGGAAGGUCAUGAGCCCGCGAUCAAGCAAGAUAGUACCACUCCUGCUCCUGCAGCUGUGUCGGACAAUCCCUUGGAUGCGCCUGAAGGCCCUCCGCCAGAGUCAACUAGAGGCGCGGAAGAUCAAGAGAUGGGAGAUGCGCCGAAGGACGAGGCUGCCCAGGGCGAGAAUAACGAUGCCGUCGGUGAACAGGAAACCGCUACCGAUGCCAAAACGAAAGAGUCGAUUGAGAAUGCUGCCCGGGAGCAUCUCAUUUCGCAGAGGCACGCCAUUGUGCUCCCAAGCUACAGUACUUGGUUCGACAUGAACAAAAUCCACAACAUCGAGAAGAAGGCGUUACCUGAGUUCUUCAACAGCCGGAAUCGCAGCAAGACGCCGGCUGUCUACAAGGAUUACCGGGAUUUUAUGAUCAACACUUACCGUCUGAAUCCCGUUGAAUACCUGACGGUUACCGCCUGCCGCCGAAAUCUUGCCGGAGAUGUUUGCGCAAUCAUGCGCGUCCAUGCCUUCCUCGAGCAGUGGGGCUUGGUCAAUUAUCAGGUGGAUGCUGAACAACGGCCCUCGCAUGUUGGACCCCCAUUUACGGGCCACUUCAAGGUCAUCUGUGACACUCCUCGGGGCUUGCAGCCAUGGCAGCCUGCUGCAGACCCUGUCGUCGUGGAUGGAAAACAGAGCAAGGACACGGAUGCAAAGGCAAAUGCUGUCCCCGGCUCUAGAAGCGAGCUCAACUUGGAAGUGGGCCGGAACAUCUACGAGGCGAACGCAAAGGGCGCCAAGCUCAACAAGUCUGAAAAGAAGACCAACGGCGAUACCCCCACCACCAAUGGUGUUACCUCCGCUGAUGACCUGACCAAGAUGCCAAUCAACAAGGUUAACUGCCACAAUUGUGGUGUCGACUGCACGCGCGUCUAUUAUCACAGCUCACAAGCAGACCAAAACUCCAAAGCCAAGUAUGACCUGUGCCCCAGCUGUUUCCUAGAGGGACGACUCCCUGGGAACCAGACGAGCUCGCACUAUACCCGGAUGGAAAACCCAACCUACACAUCGAUCUUGGACCGAGACGCACCUUGGAGUGAUGCUGAGAUUCUCCGGCUCUUGGAGGGAUUGGAGCGCUAUGACGAAGAUUGGGGCGAGAUUGCGGAUCAUGUUGGCACUCGCACCCGCGAGGAGUGUGCUCUCCAGUUCUUGCAGUUGGACAUUGAGGAGAAGUACCUCGAAUCCGAGCCGCCUCUAAACGCCCCUACGGGCCUCCAGAUGCUGGGUUCUGCCGGUGGGCAGCUGCCCUUCAGCCAGGCUGAUAACCCUGUCAUGUCUGUGGUGGGCUUCCUUGCGAGUCUGGCGGACCCAGCUAGCACGGCGGCAGCCGCAAACAAGUCUGCCGAACUGCUCAAGCAGAGCCUGCGGAACAAGCUUGAGGCGGGCGAGCAGGGCGAGGCGGCACAAACAAACGGCAAGGGUAAAGAGAAGGAGGGCAGCGACUCGAUGGACGUAGACAUCCGGCAGGAAGUCACCACAACGACCACCACUACUACAACCAAGACGUCGACAAGCGCCCUGGCAAACAUUCCACUGGCCUCGAUUGGCGGUCGCGCCGCAGGGCUUGCUUCUCACGAGGAACGAGAGAUGACGCGUCUCGUGUCGGCAGCGGUGAAUGUCACACUCCAGAAGAUGGAGCUGAAGCUGAAGUACUUCAACGAGAUGGAGGCCAUCCUGCAGGCAGAGAGGCGGGAGCUUGAGCGGGCGCGGCAGCAGCUCUUCCUCGACCGCCUCUCCUUCAAGCGGCGCGUCCGGGACGUGCAGGAGAAGCUGAAGACGGCCGCUGAAGCUGGCGGCGACCAAGGGUAUCAUCUGGCCAUGGACGCCAUGACUGACGGCGAGAGGAUGAGUUUCCAAGCCUCGCCAGCAGUCGGUUCCGUCCAGCCGUUGAGCGCCGACGGCCAGAUCAAGAGCUACGAGGCUUGA
Messenger RNA from Phialemonium atrogriseum, 2094 nucleotides. RefSeq names its product SWI/SNF and RSC complexes subunit ssr2. Gene Ontology annotation, cellular component: SWI/SNF complex. The transcript is spliced from 3 exons. The record is from RefSeq and is a predicted model, not a curated record. Gene Ontology annotation, biological process: positive regulation of DNA-templated transcription. Gene Ontology annotation, molecular function: histone binding; DNA binding; zinc ion binding. Bases 1 to 2094 code for a protein of 697 amino acids. NCBI's taxonomy places the organism in Eukaryota, Fungi, Ascomycota, Sordariomycetes, Cephalothecales, Cephalothecaceae.